Molecule: messenger RNA, 372 nt
Organism: Nematolebias whitei (Rio pearlfish)
Lineage: Eukaryota; Metazoa; Chordata; Actinopteri; Cyprinodontiformes; Rivulidae
Gene: cdkn2c
Product: cyclin-dependent kinase inhibitor 2C (p18, inhibits CDK4)
Exons: 2
Coding region: 1-372 (123 amino acids)
Biological process (GO): negative regulation of cell population proliferation; regulation of cyclin-dependent protein serine/threonine kinase activity
Cellular component (GO): nucleus
Molecular function (GO): protein kinase binding; cyclin-dependent protein serine/threonine kinase inhibitor activity
Source: RefSeq, a predicted model, not a curated record
AUGGCGUCACACAUAGAUUUACUGUGCAGCGCUUCAGCUCGGGGUAACCUAGAGAUGGUUUUGCUUUUACUGCAGGCUGGAGUUGACAUCAACGGACGGAAUCAAUUCAACAAAACUCCUUUACAGGUGGCCAUGCUGGGCAACACCCCACUCGUGGAGACGCUCCUCGCGGCGGGCGCGGACCCCAACGUGCGCGACCAGACCUCCAAACUCACCGUGAUGCACGACGCCGCGCGCGAGGGCUUCGCGGAAACUGUGCGCACGCUGCUAGCUCACGGGGCUGACGCGCAUCUGGAGGACUUCAAAGGGAACCUGCCGCUACACCUGGCAGAGAGGGAGGGGCACGCGGAGGUGGUCCAGCUGCUGAUGUAG